Messenger RNA from Silurus meridionalis, 2302 nucleotides. RefSeq names its product tweety family member 2 (gene ttyh2). Gene Ontology annotation, cellular component: plasma membrane. The transcript has 15 exons. Bases 454 to 2019 code for a protein of 521 amino acids. The record is from RefSeq and is a predicted model, not a curated record. Gene Ontology annotation, molecular function: volume-sensitive chloride channel activity; intracellularly calcium-gated chloride channel activity. NCBI's taxonomy places the organism in Eukaryota, Metazoa, Chordata, Actinopteri, Siluriformes, Siluridae.
CCUCCCCCCGGUAUUUCAGGAACGCGCCGGCCUGUCUCGUGAACGCGCUUAGUUGUAGUGUGGACGCGCCCGGUCACACGCCUCGUGUUCGUGUAUUUGUUUAUUAUCUGCUCCGAUUUUUGACAUCCUUUAUUUUUAUUAUAACAGACGGAAUGCAGGAUCGUUACGCGCGUGCACACGCCGAGGAUCUCACACCGCCGGAGUAGCGCGUGCAGAGAAACGCGCUGGGAGCUUUUGUUCACCGACACACACACACACACACACACACACACACACACAAACACUCUCUCUCUCUCUCUCUCUCUCUCUCUCACACACAGACACAGACACUCAUAUACCCUCACACAAACACAUAUACACACUCACAUAAACAUACACUCAUAUACACUCGCACACAGUCAUACAAACACACAUACACACUCAUAUAUACACACACGCAGGAAGACGCUCAUCAUGUCAUCCUCUGAACUGGAUUAUGUUCCUCCGUGGUGGAUUUAUUGGCUUCAUCAGUUUCCUCACAUCAACCUGAGACUCCAACAAAUCAACAACACCUUCAACCCCCAGGAGGAAAACUACCAGCAGUCUCUGCUCUUCCUGGUGUGUGUAUCCUCAGCAGCGCUGGGUGUGAACCUCCUCGCUCUUGCACUCUAUCUGAGUUUCCUGUGCUGCUGUCGGAGGAACAGCGAGGCAGAAGAUGAGGAAGAGACGAAGAAGCCAAGCUCACACUGCAUCACCUGGACGGCCGUCACAGCCGGACUUAUCAGCUGCAUCGCAGUUGGGGUUGGUUUCUAUGGUAACAGUGAGACCAAUGAUGGAGUGUAUCAGCUAACCUACUCACUUUACAACACCAACCACACUCUGGUGGGAGCUGAGAACCUGGUUUCCUCUACGAUGGAGGGAAUUCAGAGUGGAAUGAGGGAACAUUUGUCUCGAUUGGAUGAGAUAUUUGCCACGCGAGGUGACUUUGUUAAGACUCUGAAGUUUAUGCAGCAGCUGGCAGAGAACCUCAUUAAACAGCUGUUGGGUCUCCCAGACUGGGAACAGGCUAAAGUGGACCUGACUUACAUCGCUGACCGCACUGCAGCCGCCGAGUACAACAGAUGGUUGACGUAUCUGCUGAUUCUGAUAGCUGAUCUGCUGAUUUGUCUGUUGGCGUGUCUCGGUCUGGCCAAGAAAUCACGCUGCCUUCUUACAACCAUGAUGGUGUUUAGCAUGCUAAUUCUGAUUGUAAGCUGGGCAUCUCUGGGGGUUGAUGUAGCGACGGCUGUGGGGAUCAGUGAUUUCUGCGUAUCACCAGACAAGUUCAUCAUGAACCAGACCAGAAAUGGGAUCAGCUCAGAAAUUGUUCAUUAUUAUUUGUACUGCAGUCAGACUCUUCCCAAUCCGUUCCAGCAGUCUCUCACCAUCAUCCAGAGAUCUCUGAGCUCCAUGCAGAUUCAGGUGCAGGGCUUAUUACAGUUCGCCGUGCCGCUCUUCCCUACUGCUGAGAGUGAUCUCUUAGGUCUUAAGCUGAUGUUGAAUAACUCGGAGGCACAGCUACAUCAGGUGACUGCUCUCCUCGACUGCAGGGGGAUCAAUAAGGACUAUCUGGAUGCUCUGAUGGGUGUGUGUUAUGAUGGUGUAGAAGGGUUGCUGUAUCUCUGUCUUUUCUCUCUGCUGUCCAUCGCUGCCUUCUGCAUCAUGAUGUGUGUGAUUCCCCGAGCCUGGAGACAAAUCAACAACCGUGAAAGGGAUUAUGGGGAUUUUGAGGACUCGGACCCUUUUAGCUCUCGAGCUCACACUGAGAACCUUCACACUUUUUACAGCUACAGCAGCAGCCAGAACAGCCUUCACUCACCACCGGCUCCGCCCACCUCUAACAUGAAUCAGUCAGUGUUUGGUGGAAACACGCGCUUUGAGGACGCACCACUUAUCAACCGAGGCUCUCCUCCUCCCUCAAAACUUUUAUUCUCCUACUAUGCGAGCCAACUACCUCUCGAUGACAGAAGAUCAGAUGAGACACUUUGGCGACGAUUUUAGGUCCUGAACCUCUUCAUUAUCUACACACACACACGUGUGUGUGUGUGUGUGUGUGUGUGUGUUGUAUGUUUGUCUUACUGAGGACCGAGUGUCCCUGUAGAGACUGGAGUAUCUGAUGGGUUUGACCUUGUGAGGACAUUGUGCAGCUCGUCCAGACAAAUGCAGCUUUUAUAGAAAACAUUUAAAAUAAUAUUAAAUAAAUACAUUAAUUAAUAAAAAAUAAAUGAAGAAGUGAAACAUUUUUACGCUCCCUGUUGAAGUCUAGCGUAUGGAAGUAACAUAA